Messenger RNA from Gamsiella multidivaricata, 1836 nucleotides. RefSeq lists its product as uncharacterized. The record is from RefSeq and is a predicted model, not a curated record. Lineage: Eukaryota; Fungi; Mortierellomycota; Mortierellomycetes; Mortierellales; Mortierellaceae. Gene Ontology annotation, biological process: intracellular protein transport; retrograde transport, endosome to Golgi. The coding region runs from base 1 to 1836 and encodes 611 amino acids. Gene Ontology annotation, cellular component: endosome; retromer, tubulation complex. The transcript is spliced from 7 exons. Gene Ontology annotation, molecular function: phosphatidylinositol-3-phosphate binding.
AUGGCACAGGACUUCAGCGAUCCCCUCACGUCGGCCGCAUAUGCCUCCUCUAAGACUGCAUCGGGACACGAUCCCCUGCUUGCACCAGUUCCAGUACCAGUGACAGCUGCGAACGAACGGCCCAUUCCAUCCGUGAACACCAGGACAACCAAAAUCACCCAGAGCACUUCUGAUCCCUUGUCGUCGCCGACUAUAAAGAAAUCGCUUGCGCAGAAUCGUCCUACACCGUCUGCAUCCGUCCAUCAAAGGGCCUCAUCACCAGCCCCUUCAAAAACGACGUCGAUAGGGACUAAACCUAAUCGCUUCUCCGACAUCUCUUCGUCCUCCUCCCCUUCUUCACCCCUAUCGCACCCCUUCUCUGAUCCUCUCAGCAGUGACAGUAUCAACGGCGGUCAUGAGCCAUACAGGCACGAAAACGGCUUCUUUGACAGAAGUAAUAGCAACCUGAACCACCGUUCGACAAUCGCUUCCUUCCCGCCGAACCCCCGCGUCAGUACCUCAGCCAGCGGUAGCAGCAGCAGCGUACCCAACAGCACAAUUCACUCUCCAGUGCCUCCUGCAAAGACCGUCAGCAGUCCAAAAACAGUCUCAUCGCCGCCAAGAACUAGCCGGCGUGAGUCUUCGUAUGAGCAGCAACGCGUCAAGGCACCUCAAUACCUCCAUAUCACCAUCCCGGACACGGAUCGAAGAGGCAGAGAUGGCCUCUUUACGCUUUCUGUUCAAACGAACAUGCCUCGAUACAAACGCCAGUCGUAUCGUAAUGUUACGCGCUCCUAUCUCGAAUUUGUCAGGCUGAGGGAACAUCUUGUCGCAGAGCAUCCAGAGGUCAUUGUUCCUGUGCUGCCCCCAGAACGAUCGUUUGUGAGUGCGUCGGACAUUCAAUCAAUGCGCCUUUUCGUGGAGAGGAUAAGUCGCCAUCCGGUUCUCUCACAGGAUUAUGAGCUGCAGAUGUUUAUUGAGUCUGAGUUCGGCUUUCUUCCGCCAGCCAAGCCCAAAAAGAUUUUGGGCAAAUUACUCAACAUCGGCGUGAAGAGAUUCAGCUCUGGAGGAGGGGCCAGUUUAUCAAUGGGCGAUACUGACGACGAAUUCGAAGAGGAGAGGGCCGUUGCAUCUAAGGUCGAGACCAAACUGCAGACCGUAAUCAAAUGUCUGGACAGGGAGAUCAAAGCCAGGAGAGAUCUUAGUUCAAAGGAAUCUGAGCUGGCAACGCUGAGUAAUGCAUCGGCGACUACUGAGAGUUCACAGGAGUUGGCAAGAACAUUCAAACUGCUAGCAAAACCACUGGAUGGUAUGGCAAAAGCCAGUAAAGCACAGGUCGGAGGUGAUGCCACAGUGCUGGGAAGCUUUUUAGAGUAUAAAUUACAGCAUGUGCAGACACUUUCUGGUGCACUGCACUAUCGGUUGUCUGUCCUGGGCGAGUACGAUGCAGCGAUCAAGAGCACAGAGAGUAAGCGUAAAAUCAUGGAGAGGCUGAGAUCGUCGACAAACAUCAACCCCGAGAAGGUGACGGACAGCAUUGACGACCUAGAGGAUGCGGUACUGUUCGAGGGCAAUAUGAAAAAGAGGAUGGAGCAAGUCUCGACAGCCCUGACGAAAGAUCUGGAAGGAUAUAAACAUCAAAGUCAGGAGGAUCUCUUGCGCGCUCUACAGCAGUACAGUCAACGACAGGUUGGAUUCGAAAGGGCGAAAUUAGAAGAGUUGCUGUCUGUCAGUGCAGGGCUCGGGACGGAUCAGGGCCAGGAGGGGCCAGAAAACGAUCAUCCGCAGCGGAGUGGGCGUCUAUCUGCAGGCAGCCCUUCGCCCAGCAGGAAUUCGCGAGGAUCAUCACCCGAGUGA